Messenger RNA from Anopheles arabiensis, 7392 nucleotides. Its product is annotated as insulin-like receptor. The coding region runs from base 796 to 5442 and encodes 1548 amino acids. Gene Ontology annotation, cellular component: membrane; axon; insulin receptor complex. Lineage: Eukaryota; Metazoa; Arthropoda; Insecta; Diptera; Culicidae. Gene Ontology annotation, molecular function: insulin receptor activity; ATP binding; insulin receptor substrate binding. The transcript has 14 exons. The record is from RefSeq and is a predicted model, not a curated record. Gene Ontology annotation, biological process: positive regulation of MAPK cascade; glucose homeostasis; multicellular organism development.
CUCAACGUAGAGUCAUUUGUUCGACAAACGAAAGCUAAGACAGUGUACGUAUCGUGUCUUGUCAUAGCAUCGGCUCGGUGGAGUACAUUUAUCACAUUAGCUCUAGUUGAAUUGAAAAAUCUAGGUGUAAACAUUUUCCCUGAAAUAUUGCGCGCUAUCAUUUUUUUAUUGAAAAUGUAGGCACACGGAGCUACAUAUGGAAGCAGUACGAAGCACACAUAACAGCAAAUCCUUCGCAUUGAGAUGGUGUUGCUUUAAUAUAAUAUUUUAGUGUUGUUAGUGAAUAGUUAGAGUGCUAAAUGUGAAGCGUGUUACACGACUUACGGAAGAAAAUUCAUAAACAAUGGAAGAAAGUGUUACAAUGAAUAUGUGGCGGUACUUCCAUCAUUAUAAAUUAUUUAAUGAAAUCCUGUAUGAGUGGUGAUUGUGUAUAUUUACUAGACCAUGGUCUAGUAACGUCCUAUAUGUGAACAAAAUACGCACUCGCAAGUUUAGCACCAUGAUACUAUGGGAUGUAUGGAAGAAAUAUAUCAAUUUGCUUCAUGUGGUAACAAUGUGUGUCUACGUGCGUUUUACCGAAUAAAAAUCAAAAGUUCAUUAUCGAACCGCUUCAAACAACAAGGAAAUGUUCAACCAUACCCAAGCCCUUAAUUGGCUUCAUGAUUUUCAAAGUAAUCAAAUCGUUCACCAAAUAAUGGAAGUAUCUGUACCGCAAUUGUUAAGCGCUAUGCUCAAAUUAAAGACUAUCCAGAAAACGGUGAUUGACUGCCAAGAAAAAAAUCCUAAACAUCCAUAAUGAGUGAAACGGAACUGUGGAGCACAAACGGUGCACCAAAUAAUUUUUUUAAUGAAUGUGAUUUAAGAAGUGGAUGCCUGUGGCAGAACUUGAAAAAUAAUAAUAAGGAGUCAUAUUACAGGCUAUCUCCGAGCUUAUUUGGUUCAUAUUAUCUUCCUAUUUGUAAGUGUACAUAUUGGUAUGAUAUCAACAACAGCAUUGUUACUGCUGCAAAUGAUGGUAACAGUGCAAGUGAUAGGCUUAACAAUACCGUUAAAGAUUAUCAUAAGGAUAAAAAGAGUGAUAGUGGUUGCUAUGUAGCCAAUGAUAGUCGAUGGAGCAUUGUGCAAUCCUUUGCAAAUGAGUACCUGCCGGGUGCAAGGAAACAUAAUCGUUCUAGUUUGUGGAAACGGUGGCGCUGGAAAAAAAUGUCGUCAUUCGGAAAAGCACUUUUAAUCUAUUGCAUAUUCUCUAUAAGUAUCAACGUCACUGCAUCUCAAGACAUAGAUGCUUUACAGACUACAACCCGGUUAACUGCAUCGCAACCAAAUGAAGAUGCCUUCAUCAUGAGUCCUGGAGAAGUCUGUUCGAGCGUGGAUGUGCGGAACACUCCACUUCAUCUGGAUCGACUAAGAAACUGUCGGGUGGUUGAAGGAUUUGUGCAAAUUAUGCUUAUUGACAAAUAUGGCAACGACAGUUUUGAUAAUUACACUUUCCCACUGCUGACGGAAAUCACAGGCUAUCUGCUGUUAUUUCGUGUAAACGGUCUGCAAACUUUAGGGCAACUAUUCCCUAACCUUACUGUUAUUAGAGGAAGUGAACUGGCCAACAAUUAUGCUCUUGUAGUGUACGAGUUAAUGCACAUCAAGGAGUUGGGGCUAACUUCACUAAUAGACAUUCAACGUGGUGGCGUGCGCAUCGAGAAGAACCCUAAUUUAUGCCAUGCAGAUACGAUUGAUUGGAAAGCUAUAGCGCCUUAUGGCGAAAACUGGAUUAAAGGUAAUCAAGAUGGAAACGAAUGCACCACUUGCCCGAGUAACGUCACCGUUUCAUUACCAAGCGGUAUAACACAGACGAUUCGAUGUCCCUUGAGAGACGUAAACCGCCUCAUUCAUAACGAAAAAGCAAGCCAUCUGUGUUGGUCAACUAAUCACUGCCAGCAAAAAUGUCCGGCACAUUGUCCAAAGUCAUGCAAUAAAACAGGUGAAUGCUGUAGUACAUCCUGCCUUGGUCAAUGCAGCAUUGAAAACAAAUCACACUGUAUGGUGUGUCGAAAAUAUUAUUACAUUCACAACAACCAAACAAGAUGUGUAGACAAAUGCCCGGAUCACAUGUUUCUCUUCAGUGAAAGUCGAUGUUUAACGGAAGAAGAAUGUUACAAAAUAUAUAAACCCCUUCAGCGCAUAGCCGAUAUCACCGACAACUAUCCGUAUGUCCCUGCGCAGGGUGAAUGUAGACUUGAUUGUCCCUUAGGAUACACUCUGACACGCGCUACUGGAUCGCAACGUUUGGCGUGCGUUCCAUGUAAGGGCCCGUGUCGCAGCGAAUGCAAGGGAAUGGUCAUUGAGAGCAUAUCGCAAAUGCAACAAUUGCGCGGAUGUACGAUCAUUCAAGGAUCUCUUUCGAUUAGGCUGCGCCAACUUGGAGGAGAAAACGUUGUACGUGAAUUGGAGAAAGUACUUUACUCAAUCGAAGAGAUCUAUGGUUACCUAACCAUUGUUCGUUCAUACGCCCUAAUGUCGUUGGGAUUUUUUCGAAAUCUUAAGAUUAUUCAUGGAACCGUUUUAAACGCGAAUCUGUCUUUGAGUGUGAUCGACAACCAGAACCUUCAGGAGCUAUGGAAUCAAAAUGUUACCAUUAAACGUGGCAAUGUUCGUUUUAAUGACAACCCUAUGUUAUGUGUUAAGAAGAUUACUUCUCUGAAAAGUCAUUUUGAUGAAGGUGUAGGCAUUGAAAAUGAAGAACAGUUAAACAAAACCAAUGGAGUCCGAGUGGCGUGUGAAAUAAAGAAACUCAACACACACCCGACUAAAAUUUCGUUGGAAUUAGCUGUCAUUCAGUGGGAUGCAUUUAAGGACCUACCCGAUAUGAGACAGUUACUCGGCUAUGUUGUAUACUAUAUUGAAGCACCACACGAAAAUGUUACGUUUUACGAUGGACGAGAUGCCUGCAAUUCUCAGGGAUGGCGGGUCGACGACGUCGCAUACAUACAGGAAAAUGAUGAUGCGACCCAUAUUCUAACGAAAUUGCAAGCUUUUACACAAUAUGCAUAUUAUGUUAAAACGUACACGCUAUCUUCAGAGAAUUUAGGUGGGCAAACGGAUAUCACAUAUUUUCGAACAUCUCCUGGGACACCGAGAAUCGUUAAAGAUUUACACGUUUACAUAGAUAAUGACACACUGAUUGUAUCAUGGCAGGAGCCAACCAAAAUCAAUGGAAAACUAUCAGCUUACAGAAUCGGCGCUACACUAAAUGACGAGCGUAAUGAAAUGAUCAGACAAAGGAAUUAUUGCCACGAUGAAAUUGAAAAACCUUCGUCCAAGCCAAACAUUCCCGCAGAGAGCACAUCAAUUGCUACCACGGUAGUACCGGCCAAAGACAACCAAAAUCAAUGUUCCAAGGAGGAGUGUGAGGCUUUCUGCAAAACAUCAAGCAUUUCAGAGUCAGAUAGCGGUCCGAAAAUAGAUAUAAAUGAGGUGGAGAUGUCAAUAGGUUUCGAGGACUGGUUACAUAAUUAUGUGUAUAUCAAAAAUCCAAAGUCCAGUCGAAAACGAAGAGAAGAUGGUAGCAGCAGUGUUUCAAUUCCGGUUGGGAACAAUUCGUACAUAUUUCCAUCAAACACUGAGAAUGCACCCAAGCAAUCUUCGAGUUAUCCUAUCCGAAAAGAACCCAACGAAGAGUAUUACCGCAGUCUUGGAGCUACAACUAAUCAAACAAGAAUAACGUUUCCUCUGUCACAUUUUAAACAUUUCGCUCUUUACUCUUUCCGGGUACUCGCUUGUCGUGAACCGGCCGCCAAAGUUCCUGGUGUUGUGGUGCAAGAUAUGGCGGAUGCUUGUGGCCCAGAAGCGAUGUUUAUAUACCGCACACCAACUAAGCCUGAAGCGGACGAUAUUCCAAUAGAUUCUAUAGAACUAGACGAUCAGUCUAAUCAUACGCAACGGGUUAUUCGUGUACGAUGGAAAGGUCCCUCAAAGCCCAACGGAGUGUUAGUGUCUUACUCGAUUAAGUACCAUCGAACUGACCUAGACUCAGUUCAGCCCACCGUGCGCUGUGUGACAGUGGAUGUGCACACACUUCUUGGCUAUGCUUUACUGACAAAACUAGAGGCAGGCAACUAUAGUGUUCGCAUUAUGGCUACAACAACGGCAGGCAAUGGUCCAUAUUCUCCGCCAAAAUUUCUGUAUUUAGAAAAACGCGACACAGAUUCUACCGUUGUAACCUGGUGGGUAAUCACUGCGACAAUAGUAAUUAUUAUCGUUUUGGUCAUAGGUGUCGUCUACUAUUUGAAGCACAACUACAUACCGAUGUCGAACAUGCGGUUGUUUGCACAGGUCAAUCCCGACUAUGCCGGAGUAACCUACAAAGUAGACGAAUGGGAAGUUCCCCGCGAACACAUAAUCCAACUAGAAGAGCUUGGACAAGGCUCGUUUGGUAUGGUUUAUAAAGGAAUCAUGACCAAACUCGGGAACGAUGUUAAUGUACCUUGUGCCAUUAAGACAGUAACGGAAAACGCCACCGAGCGAGAGCGCGAUAGUUUUCUCAUUGAAGCAACAAUUAUGAAAGAGUUUCACACCCACCACGUUGUGCGUCUUUAUGGCGUUGUAUCUGUUGGUCAACCGACGCUUGUGAUAAUGGAGCUGAUGGCAAAUGGCGACUUGAAAAGCUAUCUCCGGCGUCAUCGGCCGGACUACGAAAAUGGAGAGGAGUCGUCCCCGCAACCUCCAACACUCAAACAGAUUUAUCAAAUGGCUAUAGAAAUUGCAGACGGUAUGGCAUACCUUGCAGCAAAAAAAUUUGUCCAUCGCGACUUAGCCGCUCGGAAUUGUAUGGUAGCCGAAGAUCUGACAGUAAAAAUAGGUGAUUUUGGCAUGACACGCGACAUAUACGAAACUGACUAUUAUAGAAAAGGAACAAAAGGUUUUUUGCCAGUAAGAUGGAUGGCUCCAGAAAGUUUAAAAGAUGGAAUGUUUUCGAGCAGCAGUGACGUAUUUAGCUAUGGCGUCGUUCUUUGGGAGAUGGCAACGCUAGCCUCCCAACCUUACCAGGGACUGACUAAUGACCAAGUAUUGCGGUACGUGAUUGACGGUGGAGUAAUGGAACGUCCAGAAAACUGCCCGGAUAAGCUUUAUGAACUAAUGCGAAUCUGUUGGCAACACCGAGCUUCGGCGAGACCUUCAUUUAUAGAUAUCAUUCGUAUGUUGUUACCCGAUGCUAACGAUAAUUUUAAAAGAGUGUCUUUCUUUUUCUCGCCGGAUGCUAUGGAUAAUUCUAUCCAGCCUGGAAAUGAAUUGUUAGAUGAUGUUACCGAACCGUUGCGUGCUAAUGACGACGGUUUCGAAGAAGAUGAGGAUGAUGCAUAUUCUAUCGAAUUGACGGACAGCCGAUUAAUGCACAAUAAUGGUCCUAAACCAGACAUUCGUUCACCCCAUUCACCUCAGAGGUGAGCAAACGCUCCAGGGUGCUCAGCAUUCAUAUGGUUUACGAAUAUUUAGCCAUGUUAAAAACAAACAAAACAUAUCGGCCAGCACCAGUCAGGAAAGCCGAAAAUGAAGGAAAUAACGAAAUGCGAUAACGAUGCAAGUUAUGGAAGGAGAUCGGUGGUAUUGAUUAAGCAAGUGGAAACACUUUUCUUUUUAACCAAACAUUACGCAAUGGUGCCAACAAGCAUCUCUUCGCGAGAGUCGCAUGCAACAUCGCUUAACAAUCUAUUAGACUGUAGCACAAACGCAUCUAAAUCGAUGCAUCGUAUCCAACAAUUGAGCUCUUGACAAAGGGUCUAAGAACAUUGUAACAGGUUAUAUUAUAGUUACAGAUUACAUUGCAUUCUCGUGAUCGAUCUUGUAUUCCUUCCCCACCAAUCCGUAUGAACACCUCAAACUAGUACGAAUUUUAGUAUAGCUAAGAGCAAACGGAGGAAUCACACUUCUAUGUAUUGGGCUGCUAGAAUUAGCGAUAUUUAUAUCCUUCGACCUGUCAAGGUAAAUUGUGAAAGGAGCGUCAUGUAGGUAACCAAUAGUCGGUGUGUCGAUCGCAAACAAAUGCCACUAUACUCUGUACCGAGAGUCCAAAAACCCCUUAAUCGUUGUCGCCGUGCCUUCUGGCAUGAUACAAUUAAAAGAUUAUAAAAUCUUUUGUUACCAGUGCGCCUGACGGAGGAAACUCGAUACAGGUUAACCUGGAUUCCAUGAAAAUCCGUCAAGAGCGGUUUAUAUUAAUAUUUUCAAUUAUAUAUCCUCGGCAUACGAAACAAAUUUUAAGAGAGACGGAAUUAUAUCGGGUAAUACAAUUUUUCGCUUAGAGCAUGUGAGUGCGAAAGUUAAAAAGUUUCUUUUCUAAUUUUUCCUCGCAUAAUGGUCCUGAAAAUUUUAAUUUUUUAAUAGAAACAAUGCAUAAUUAUUGAAAAUUACUUUCAAUUUUGUUUUACGUUUUCCACAUAUUUUUUCAGUAAUCAUUGCAAAGCGUACUAAAGAGCAGCUAUUAAGUUUAUCAAAAUAAAAGUGUAUUCACAGAAGAUAGCUUAAUCAGACAGGCUUUCUACUUAUAUUAUGUAACGCGUUAUGUAAAGUAACAAAUGAGAUGUUUCCCCAAAUUUAAUUAUCUUGCAACAUAGUUUCGGCGUUACAAAGUUUUUUUUUUCAAUGUUCUAUCUAAACUCUAGUACCUUUUUCAAUCGAAUCAAAUAGAGUACUCCGUAUGCCAAUUAUGAUAGACAAUCCUUAGUUAUAUUCUUGAGUCUUGUUUACCUGAUUUAUUCGCGAGCAUAUAGCAGCACAGUUAUAGCCAAGUUCAUACAAAACAUACAAAUUAGCACAAUAUUUUUCGCUUAAGUAUCAAAUAAUAUGAUAUAUACAUUAUUCGAGAGCAAGCAACCCCAUAGUAAUAAUGCACAUACGGUUUAAAUGUAAGAUAUAAUAACUAUAAUUUGAACUAAACAUCUUAACUACUAAGAACAGCUAAGGUAACGGUGCAUUCGAUUGAAACGUUGUAAAUAUAUGUAUCUGUCGGUAACAUUGGGGAAUUUCAGAUAAAUGCCAAUUACGGCAUUUAGAGGCUUGUAUAUGUUUACAGAUGACAUAAAUAAAAGAUCGAAAUACCUAGUUGAUAGCUACCAACAUAUGUCUGCAAUAGCUCGGGCAAGAUACAAAAGCAAGAUACAUUUUAAACUGACAACGAAUUUAUGUUAAGAAAAUUCUAGUAUUGAUUGUACCAUUUGAGAGUUGACAAUGAUUUUUUUUGGAGUCGGAGAAUUAAAUGCGAAUGACACCGAUUGUGUUUCGUAAAUUUUGUACGUCUUUAAAGUAAUAAAUAGUUUCGUACGGAAUGAAUGCAUGUUUAAACAAUGUAAAUAAACAGGAAGGACGACGAAGACAAGCAAAUAAAAACUAAAACAGGUA